AACCCGAAACAUUCGGGUGUCUCGUUCGCACUCCGCGCGUUCGAGCAGCUGUCGCGUUUCGUGGCAUCUGUGUGAGUGAGGCGAGCCACGCCGUUGUUGCAUUAACGCACAGUCACAGCACAUCGACACCAACCGCGACAGUGUUCAGCGCGUUAUUUCUGCGCUGUUUCUAAAUAACCUAAAAAGUUGAACAAGCCAGAUUAUUUUUAGGAAUAAUCGUAGCAAUUAUCAUAAAAUACUCAUGACUGCUUCGAAUUUAUAAGAGUUUGUGCUGUGAAGUCGACGCCCAUCUCGGAGGCGUACGUGGAGUGUAUUUUUGUGCAACACAAAGCAAAUACAAACGGCAAGCUGUGGGGAUCAGGGGCCUUUUUUUUGCCGCCGCAGGGGAUGUACUAUCCUGUGAGUAACGGCAAUGUCAUCGACACGGGGACCACAACCCUACUGCACAUGGUGGGGACGGGCAUGGGGAACCCGUUCCCUGCGGCGGCGGCGGCUGCGGCCGCGGCGGCGCAGUUCGCCGCCAACGGCGACGCGCUGGCGGUGAAGCAAGACGCGAACGCGGUGAACCCGCCGCAGCCGCCGCUCGUCAAGAGCGAGGGCCCGCCGCCGCCCGCGCCGCUCCCGCCGGCCAACUUCUCACCACAACCGCCGCCUCAACCGCACCCGCCCAACUCCAUAGACAAUCAAAAUAGCAGCUCACAAAGUGACGGAGAUUCAGCAGAAGAGAGCACACCUGUGAGUGUAGCGGCAGUGGUGGCACAGCAAGCGGCCGCGGCCGUAGCGGUGGCGCAGCAAGCGGCGGCGGCGCACGCGGCGGCCGCGGCGGCCAGCGCGGCCGUCGCCGCCGGCGCCACCGCCGCCUCCCCCGACAGUAAACUCGUCCCCGUCUCGCAAGCGUCCCAGCCCAAGCGGUUGCACGUCUCCAAUAUCCCCUUCAGAUUUAGAGACCCCGAUCUCAGAAACAUGUUCGGGCAAUAUGGCACAAUACUUGAUGUAGAAAUUAUCUUCAACGAAAGAGGUUCAAAGGGAUUCGGUUUUGUAACAUUCGCAAAUAGUGGUGAUGCGGAGCGAGCACGAGAGCGUCUUCACGGCACCGUGGUUGAGGGCAGAAAGAUAGAGGUUAACAAUGCGACGGCAAGAGUUCAGACAAAGAAACCUCCCACAGUACCAAACGUGUGCGUCCAGUGGCCUGAAGGGCUGCGGGUCCCCGGCGUGUCGUGGCCGUGGCUGGGCGCGGCGCCGGCGGCCGCGCCCGCGCCGCCGCUGGUGCUGGCGCCGCGCGCCGCGCAGCGACGCAGUGUUUAUUACGACCCGUUCUUAGCUGCAGCCGCGACGGCUGACUCCAACUACAGACUUCAGGCCGCGAAGCCGGCAGCCGAGGCGGCAGCAGCAGCGGCCGCAGCAGCCGCGCCGCUGCUAAAGUCCCCGCUCACGUCGGCGCAGCACGCCGCCGCGGCCGCCGCCGCCGCCAACUACGGCGCGGCCGCGCGCGCCGCCGCCGCCGCCGCCGUCAGCGGCACGCCGCAGCCCACCGCGCUCACGCCUCUCACAUACGGCAGAGAAUACGCAGACCCGUACCUAGGCCACAGCAUCGGCCCAGUCACAGGUUAUGGGACGGCGGUGUACCGAAGCGGCUACAACAGAUUUGCGCCGUAUUAAGCCAGUGGAACAAAUUACGAUUUUUACUCGAAUAUGGAUCUACCUUCGUUUCCUUUGCCCUAACAUGACAAUGGACUCUCUUUGUAAAGGUACAAACAUAAAUUUAUUAUAUAUUAAGGAAACAGUAAUAGAGCUAGCCGGUUACUGUACAAGCAAGCUUGGGUAACAUAGUCGUCCGCCGUUCGGGCGGACUCAAGAUACCAAAGUCAUUAUUAAACUUUCUAACACAAAUAGUAUAUUAAGUUCAGCUGUUAUUGUGUUCGUGUAAUGCAUAUACAAGUGCGAGCAGCUAAAAUGAUGCAUUCGACGGUUUUGAUACUUGUAAGAAACCUAUUUUACUCUUAUCGCUCGGGUGAGUGAAGCUACCUAUAUUGGUAAAUAAUGUACGUUAUUAUUUAGUGUAGAUGUUACACUUAAUAUGUAAUUGACAAUAGAAAAAUACUUCAUGUAAUAACGAUAUUUAGUGAGCUUUGCACUUGCAUAUCAUAGGAAAAUUGUAAAUAUGGAAACCCAAUCCCAUUUCGACUUGUUACUUUACAUGUUAACAUUUUGCUGAAACCCUUUUAAUUUCUUGAAAAUUAAUAGGGCUAAUAUAGGUAGGAACUACCUAACUCAGUAACAUUUUAGUUUUCUACUGAACAUUUGAACAUAAAACUUGUUUUACAGGCACCUAAAGUCGAUUUUUUUAUCUAUUACGUAGUAUAUUUUACUUUAGAAACUCAAACUAUUUUAUAAGUAGGUACAAGCGCAAAAAUAACCAUUUUAGAACUGUUUUGAAAAAAUGUUUCGUGGUGCAAAUUUAAUGCGGUGCCAUCUACUCGGUUGUUAUUUUACAACAUAUUUUUCUAAAGUUACCACGUACUUUUUUGAUGGUUAACUUUAUUUUGGAUAGUAGUAGAGAUUCCUCGGUGUAAGUAUCCCGCACGAGUAUGUGUUACGCGUUGUAAACGUCUCGCUUGGAGCUCGCGCCGCCGCGGGGCCUCCUACGUUUCGGUCUCGCUGCGUACAGCUUCGCAAACUUCCGUAAACAUUUACUUUCCCAUUUUGUUUAUUCAAAAAUGUAACUAUUGAUCGCUAGUUUGUAAAUGAUAGCAUUUUAUUGAAUCGUAAUCGUAGGCAUAACGCUUGUAGUGUAUAAGAGAAGAAGGGAGCUCCAUCGAGCUCUUACAUAUCAUUGAGAUUUCUCCUUGUAAAUUAGUUUACACUAUAUUUUCAUUAACGGUUUAUAAUUUUGACAGCGCUGUUUUAAUAUUUUUAUCCGGUUUAUCUUCAUUUUAUUGAUCAAACACGCGUUUGGGUCCAACCCUUUUAGACGUCGUAAAUUUUAGAUCGAAUGUAAUUAGGAUUGUAAAUUCGCUCAAACUUUAUACCAAAGCACAAAAACCCAUCGAUUCAUACGUACCUAUUGGAGCAUUCGUGUCAUUCAUUUCCACUCAAUAGAUUUAGUAGUCUUUCAGUUAGAAAAACUUACAAAGUCUGCAAAAUCACGGCAUCACUCAUAAGGCCCACGUUUUGCACCUUCGAGUAGAAACUUACCAUACGAUACGAGACCCGCUUGCAGGUGUAAAACUGGCGUUUCCAGCCACGACACACAUUUAUUCGUAAUGAGUUCACAUGUAGUUUGCCAUCUAGAUUAUUAAUUUAACCUCACAAACAGUAGAUCUGAUUUUUUAUUUUUUAUUUAUUUUUAAGCCUGUCUAUGUGACUUUUCUCAAUUUGAAUAUUUAAUCGAAUAGCUACUGCCAUGAACAAUUUUAGUUACUUUUUCUAAGCAAACUCGAUAUUUAUUUCGCCGUUUCACAUUUUAACUACAUAUUGAAUUAGUAACAUAUCAAAUAAUAUAGGAAAGUGUUGCCGCAGAAGGGAUACCUACUUGGAGAGCCAUGUAAGAGCGCAGUAGCAUCUGCGAAGAUAGCUUUAAUUAUUAUCCACAUUAAGUAUAGGGCGUCCACUCCACAGUCGCCCUCCGUUGCGUAGUGAGUUGUCACUAGUCACGGUAGCGAGCGUAGCUAGCCGGCAACAACCAUGACAAGUUCGGUCUUAGAGGUCUAGUCCUUCGCGCACAAUCUACCUUGUAAUUAUUCUAUUUGAAGGUGCUUUUGCAAAGGUUUCAUGUGAUAAUUAAGAAUCCAGUUUUGUGUACCUACCUUCUAAACCGCGUUUUAAGUAUAUUAUUUUAUUGGUUCUAUUAAUUAAGCGAUAUUGUGUCAUAUUUUCCGAGUGCCGGUUAUUUUACAUUCUCUCUUUUAGCGCCACUGGCUAUUUACAAUUAUUAGUUAAUUAUUAAUCAUUAGGAUGUAUCAUUACUGUAGUCAUGUUGCAGCUUCGAACAAUGUUUUGUGCUUUACUGCUGAAUACUCAUGCGUGUAUGCGUAAUUUUAGGAAGGUCUUAGAUUUUGAAUGUAACUGAUUGUUUAAUGCAAUUUUUUAUGUAAAGUACAGGAACAAGUACAUGUGAUUCGUGAGGAUGAUUUUUAUAUUUUUUUGAUGUAGACGUAGUGAUGUCACAAACAUGUUGAUCUAUACUUAGUGUCUGGAGCUAACGGGGCGUGUUCUGGGCGAGCGCACUCUCGCUUUACUUUACCGUCUAUCAUGAACAAAAUUAUAUUGGUACAUGACAGUUUUUUUUAAAUCUUAGGUUGUUUUAUUUAACUACGAUUAUACGCGUUCAUAACUCGCCUCGUUAUCUUUAUUUUUUUCUCAGAUUUGUAGAUGAUUUUUUGAGAUCUUAUUAGAAAAUCACAGAAGUCCUUAGUUUUAUAUGAAAGUUUCGUAAUCUAAGCCAAAUUGUUAUUACGUGGAGAAAAUCUGAAUUUAAAUAACAUAUCUGACAAAAUGGUUAGUGUGCUACAAUAAGAAAAGAAAAAAAGCAUCAUGAACAAUUUAUAAAUAUAAAAUAUGAUCAUUAUAAUAAGGAUGAUAUGUAUUUUGUAACGCGAUUUGUUCCUCAGUUUUUAUGAGAUGUUGAAUUUCAAACUGUUCUCGUUUCCGUAUGCUGUGCACAAAAUUAUAUCGAUGGCUUCGAUUCCGUAGUUACUAGAUCUAAAACGAAUUGUUAUAUUGUGCAUAAUACGGUCAUAUCAGUAGUGUUGUUAGCGAGUGUCGGUGAUUGCUAACAGCAUCGCGCGCAGCGAGUAUGACUACUGUUACUGUGAGCACGCACACAGUUGCGCCCGCGCCCCUCCGCCCCUACACCACCUGGACAACUUUUCUCAAAACUACAUGCUCUUUGAAUAACCCUAUACGUAACUCGUAGCAUGCUUGUUUGUAUCCGAUGAGAAAUAGUAACGUAAAAUAGUCUAUAUAAAUCAUUCCAACUUACUUUGCGAGUUUUUUGGCACCGGGCGCGGACGCAUCUCUAACGUGCUUUGUAAAUAAUGUUAUCGGCGGGCGACCGCUGCAUGUUGUGCGAUUCAUUUCUGCCUUCGGGCCAAUAUUGUUAACGUAGCCAGAGUUAUAAGUAUCACUUGUUCGUCAAUUGCACACGUGGACGCUGAUCAGUUAAGUAGUAGCGUACUCAGAUUUCUAUUAGCAGGGUUAGUAAUUACGCCUACGUAUCCAAAUGGCUGAUGUACAUUUAAGAUUGAACUUGUAGAUCUGCCCGAAGCUCCCGGACACUCCAUACUUAUGGUCGGCACGUCUAUGAGUUCAAUAAAUUCUAUUAUUAAACGAGGGAACAGGUGGACGCAGCGCAUACUAAUCGUCAAUCAUUAAGUUAGAGAGGAUGCGUGAGCUAUGUUAGCGUGUGGCUUGCGACACAGGCGCGACGUGUUAUGUGAGCGUACCUAAAUAUUAGUUGCCUUCGCAUCCCACACGGAAGCAAGCUCGCCGCGGAUUAUAUUUUUCGUAAGUAGUUGCCUAAAGGCAGUGGCGAAGUGUGCGCUGCCGAGUGCCGCCGCCGGCGCAAGGGCCGCGCCUGCGCCGAGUGCGCCUGCGCGCCCGCGCGCCCGACGACCAGUAUUUGAGAUACUAGUAACGUGCUCAAUUUCCGUAUCUGUAUGUUGUACGUAUACCUAAUGUUAAACGUAAAUGUUUUAAAAUUAACUAACCUACAAUAGAUUUGUUACAUAAUAAAUGUCUUCCGUUUGGCACAUUUUAUAGAUUCGUCGCACGUUUUAUUGCUGCACAGUACUAUUGACAAGUGAUUUUGAUUAUACUCGAGCCGAGUGCACAGCGAGCUCCCUAAUAAGAUUUGUGAUAAAAUAAUUAGAUUUUCGUUUUCCGCGUGGCAAUUUAAAAUAGAUUGCAAGCUGAUUUUUCUCUUUUAUUGUAAAUAUUCUUUUCAAUUGUGAAAUAUUGAAUGAAGUGAAUAAUUUUAAGUCUUUGGCAUUGUAUACUCAUUUACGUUAUUAAUAAAUUAUAGUAUGAA
Messenger RNA from Cydia amplana, 6028 nucleotides. It is a transcript of the gene Rbfox1, whose product is annotated as RNA binding protein fox-1 homolog 3. The transcript has 14 exons. NCBI's taxonomy places the organism in Eukaryota, Metazoa, Arthropoda, Insecta, Lepidoptera, Tortricidae. Gene Ontology annotation, biological process: regulation of alternative mRNA splicing, via spliceosome; nervous system development. The coding region runs from base 388 to 1659 and encodes 423 amino acids. Gene Ontology annotation, cellular component: cytoplasm; nucleus. Gene Ontology annotation, molecular function: mRNA binding. The record is from RefSeq and is a predicted model, not a curated record.